This is a messenger RNA of Centrocercus urophasianus (Greater sage-grouse), 7303 nucleotides long. It is a transcript of the gene PHKA2, whose product is annotated as phosphorylase kinase regulatory subunit alpha 2. The transcript is spliced from 33 exons. NCBI's taxonomy places the organism in Eukaryota, Metazoa, Chordata, Aves, Galliformes, Phasianidae. Bases 64 to 3816 code for a protein of 1250 amino acids. The record is from RefSeq and is a predicted model, not a curated record. Gene Ontology annotation, molecular function: calmodulin binding. Gene Ontology annotation, cellular component: phosphorylase kinase complex. Gene Ontology annotation, biological process: glycogen metabolic process.
AAACGGCCGCCGCCAUCUCCCGCUGCCGGCGCGCCCAUGGCGGCCGGGCGGUGAGACGAGGCGAUGAGGAGCCGCAGUAAUUCGGGAGUGCGCCUGGACGGCUACGCCCGCCUGGUACAGCGGACCAUCCUCUGCCACCAGAACCCAGUUACAGGGCUGCUUUCAGCUGGUACGGACCAUAAGGAUGCGUGGGUACGGGACAAUGUCUAUAGCAUCCUGGCAGUGUGGGGGCUUGGCAUGGCCUACAGAAAGAACGCAGACCGGGAUGAGGACAAGGCCAAAGCCUAUGAGCUUGAGCAGAACGUUGUGAAGCUGAUGCGAGGUCUCUUACAGUGCAUGAUGAGACAGGUAGAUAAGGUGGAGAAGUUCAAACGCACACAGAGUACCAAGGACUGCCUGCACGCCAAGUACAACUCUGCUACUUGUGCCACAGUGGUUGGAGAUGAUCAGUGGGGACAUCUGCAAGUCGAUGCCACUUCUCUUUACUUGCUCUUCUUGGCACAGAUGACUGCAUCAGGGUUACGUAUCAUUUUCACCCUUGAUGAAGUUACCUUUAUUCAGAAUCUUGUUUUUUACAUAGAAGCUGCCUACAAAGUUGCUGAUUAUGGAAUUUGGGAACGUGGUGAUAAGACAAACCAAGGCAUCCCAGAACUGAACGCAAGCUCCGUAGGGAUGGCCAAAAUCCAUACCCUAUGUGGCACAGCAAACCCCACAUCAGCAAAGCCAGGACACUUCCAGGUUGACGUAGGGGUGCACGGAGAUGAAUGGGCUGCUUUGGAAGCAAUUGACGAAUUAGAUCUUUUUGGAGCUCAUGGAGGGCAUAAAUCAGUGAUUCAUGUUCUUCCCGAUGAAGUAGAACAUUGUCAGUCUAUACUAUACUCCAUGUUGCCAAGGGCAUCCACGUCAAAGGAAAUAGAUGCUGGCCUUCUCUCCAUAAUUUCAUACCCAGCUUUUGCAGUGGAGGAUAUAAACCUUGUUAAUAUAACCAAGAGUGAAAUCAUAUCCAAAUUGCAGGGCCGCUAUGGCUGCUGUCGCUUUCUCCGAGAUGGCUACAAGACACCCAGAGAGGAUCCAAGCAGAUUGCACUAUGAUCCUGCUGAGCUCAAGCUGUUUGAGAAUAUUGAAUGUGAGUGGCCGGUGUUCUGGACAUACUUCUUAAUUGAUGGAGUAUUUAAUGAGGACAAAAUUCAGGUAGAAGAGUACAGAGAGGCUUUGGAAGGAAUACUCAUCAGAGAAAGGAAUGGAAUAGUUCUAAUGCCUGAACUAUAUGCAGUCCCUUCAGAAAAGGUUGAUGAGGAGUAUGAAAAUCCUCACUCAGUGGAUCGUAUCCCAGUGGGAAAGCUGCCUCAUCUUUGGGGUCAGUCAUUGUACAUCCUUAGCUGCUUAUUAGCAGAGGGAUUUCUGGCUGCAGGUGAAAUUGAUCCCUUAAACAGAAGAUUUUCCACUGGAUUUAAACCUGAUGUGGUGGUACAAGUAACUGUUCUGGCAGAAACUAAUCAAAUUAAGAAUCUUUUGCAAGACCAUGGAAUCAACGUUCAGAGCAUUGCUGAUAUCCAUCCACUCAGAGUGCAGCCAGCUCGCAUCCUAAGUAAUCUCUACACCAUGCUAGGUCGGAAUGAGAACAUGAAAUUAAGUGGACGGCCACACCGACACAUUGGAGUGCUGGGUACCUCCAAGCUGUAUGUGAUAAGAAACCAAAUAUUUGCUUUUACCCCUCAGUUUACUGACCAGCAUCACUUCUAUCUGGCUCUAGACAAUCAGAUGAUUGUGGAGAUGCUCAAGAUAGAACUGGCUUACCUCACGUCUUGUUGGAGGAUGACAGGGAGACCAACUCUGACGUUUCCCAUCACCCACACGAUGCUUGUUGACGAUGGUACUGACAUUCAUCCAGCAGUUCUUGCCACCAUACGAAAAUUAGAGGAUGGUUAUUUCGGUGGUGCAAGGGUGAAGAUAGGCAAGCUGUCAGAAUUUCUUACCACAUCUUUUCAUACGCAUCUGAGCUUCCUGGAUCCAGACUGUGAUAUAAAACUAUUUGAUGACUCUCAUGGAGGCUGUUGUAGCCCUGACAGUGAAUAUGGAGGCUAUCCAGCAGAUUUCUGUGAAAAAGAAAGCCAGGAUGAGCUGGAUCAGUAUAUAAAUGAUAUCCUGCAGAGUACAGCACUGAAGUCAUAUCUGCCUCCAACUUCAAAGACUGCUCAUCAGCCGCUUGUGUUCAGUGCAAACCAUUCCACACAAGAGAUACUGUCAAUAAUGGCCAAGGCAAAGGGUUUGGAGAUUCCAGCUGUUUCCAUGUCUCUUCCAACUAAAGCUCUGAACACGCACCGGAAGUCCUUGAAUCUUGUUGAUAUUCCCCUUUCCCUUGAGAAAAAGGACCAUGAAAAGGUUUUGAACUUAGCUAAAGAUGCUCAUGGUGAUUUGGAUUGCAGGAAGCUUGUUGAGCAGCUGAAGGAAUGCCCAACGCUCCAUGAUCAAGCAGAUAUCUUAUAUAUCUUGCAUAUACUAAAAGGCCCUGACUGGGAUACACAGCUGAAUGGACAAUGUGGAGUCACUGUUCACUGUCUGCUCAAUGAGCUCUACAGAAAGGCAGGCCUCAAUCAAGAGUGGGGCUUAAUCCGUUAUAUUUCUGGUAUACUUAAAAAGAGACUGGAAGUCCUGGCAGAGGCAUGCACAGACCUCCUGUCACACCACAAGCAGCUUACAGUGGGGCUGCCACCAGAACCCCGCGAGAAAAUCAUUACCACCCCUCUGCCACCUGAGGAGCUCACAGAUCUUAUUUAUGAAGCCAGUGGCCAAGACAUCAGUAUUGCUGUCCUGACACAGGAAAUAAUUAUGUACCUGGCAAUGUAUGUCCGAUCACAGCCUAGUCUUUUCAUGGAGAUGCUCAGGCUCCGCAUUGGUCUGAUAAUUCAGGUGAUGGCCACUGAGCUGGCUCGGAGUCUGAAAUGCUCAGGUGAAGAAGCUUCAGAGAGUUUGAUGAAUCUAAGCCCUUUUGAUAUGAAAAAUCUCCUACACCAUAUUCUCAGUGGAAAAGAGUUUGGUGUGGAAAGAAGCUUGCGACCUAUGGAUUCUUCUUCAUCCAGCCCUGCAAUUUCUAUUCAUGAAAUGGGGCCUUCUGGAGCAACGAAAACAGAAAGAAGUGGUAUUACUAAAUUGAAGAGUGAGAUGAAGCAGUUCUUUCAUGAGGGCCACUCCAUGUCCAGCAGCAUGUUCGCUUCCAGGAGGAGCAGUACUCCACCAUCUCCUUCCAGUACUUCUCCCACCAGUUCCAGCGGAGACAUUAGUUGGGGUGACCGCAAAGGGCAGUGGCUGCGCAGAAGAAGGCUUGAUGGUGCCAUUAACAGAGUUCCUGUUGGCUUUUAUGAGAAAGUAUGGAAGAUUCUUCAGAAGUGCCAUGGUCUGUCCAUUGAUGGGUAUGUCCUUCCUUCUUCAACCACCAGAGAGAUGACCCCAUGUGAAAUCAAGUUUGCUGUACAUGUGGAGUCUGUGCUGAACCACGUCCCUCAGCCUGAGUACCGGCAGCUCCUAGUGGAAGCCAUUCUUGUCCUCACAUUCCUGUCUGACAUCGAGGUGAACAGCAUUGGGGGGAUCAUCCAUGUAGACCAAAUAGUGCACAUGGCCAACGACCUCUUCCUGCAGGAACUGAAAUCAUACGGAGCUACGGGUGGUAUCUUGGAGAAGGAUGUGGCCACAGGAAUUUGUCACUUCUUUUAUGAUAGUGCCCCAAGUGGGGCCUACGGGACCAUGACGUACCUGACAAAAGCCAUAAUUAUUUAUUUGCAGGAUUUCCUGCCUAGCACAGGCUGUGUGAUGCAGUAAGCAAUGUCUCACUAGGGAAAAGAGGCUAGGAAGCUUCUCCCUGUUUUGCUGCCAUGAGCUGCCUGUUUGCUGCGUGUCAGCAGAUACACCAGUCACAGUGUUAUGUUACCUGCACACCUACCUGAGGGGGACAGGUGGGUGGAAUAUGGCCUCAUUUUAAGGGAGGGUGUGAGAAAGAGCAAAUAACGAGGCUUAUUCUGCCUAAACUGCAUAAAUGUAAUUCGUAUUAAAUUAGCAAGAAUUAGUUCUGCCAAGGGGGAAACAGAUUACUCUGUGGAGAUCAAAAGGCAUAAUAAAACGAGGGAGCUGAAUCUCAGGCACAGAGUUUCCCAAAUAAGGGAAAUAAUGGAACUCAUUAGUUUUUCUCCUGCCAAUCUGUAAAUCUACAUUGCUGUGAAUCACUAAUGUGCAGUGUGAAACAUCCAGGGGUAAUGUAAAUGAAAGGAAUUGGGAGAACUGGAAACAACCAGGUGGUAUUUUUAAUACACAUUCACCCUGAUUCUCAUCUCGUUUGCACCUCGUUAGUGCAGGGCUAGCGCCGGUAGAGACAAAUGUCUUACAAUAGCCACUAAUUUGAGAUGAUAGCAGCUCUCAGGGAGAUGUCUUUCGCUUUAAUCUGAACAAAGCUGCUUCCUUCCCUCCACAGGCACAGUCUCAAGACUCCAACUGCUCCGAGGUGACAGGGAAUUUUAUGCUGUGUUCUUUUUCUCUGAACAGAGAAAGAUAGAUCUCAGCCACUUAAGCACCCUUCCAUCUCUCCUGAUCGUUUCCCUUGCAAAUAGCCUCGGUGCUGAGAAUGGCGUAAUGGCCGCCCUUCCAGUGCAGGGAGAGUUUAUAGAAAGCUUUGAUUUUUCCUCUCUGUCUUUGUUUCCCCCUCCACCCCUGUUUUUUUAAAUUAUUAUUAUUUUUUUCUUUGAAGGCACACUUGUCACUCAUGGCUAGGGAUGGGCUCUCUGGAAGUCUGCCUCCAGCCAUCUCCCAGUUUUGUGCCUGUUAUCACCAUGAGUAGGUCUACUGCAAGCAGCUGUGUGGCUGCUUUGAGCUGCUGCGACUCCUGCUGGGAAAUGGCUCCACAGUCGCUUAACCUGGCAGCAGAGAGAGGUUGGAUGAAAAGAGGGCAGCAAAGCCUCUGUCUCACCUGCCAGUUACUGGCACGGUGGUGCCGGGGAAGAUGAGCUUGAGGUGGCAGAGCCACACCAGAGGUGCUGCUGCCACAUCUGUGCUCUUGCUUGGGAGAGAGAAGGCAGGUGGGGGUGGGAAGCCUGAGGAGGUGAUGCAGAAGUAACAGAAGAACUUGGCAGUCUGCGGACCCUGAAGCUUCUCCAAGGAUGCUCUGGAAGAGGCAAGCAAGGUCUGUGCUAGAUGUGGAUAGGUUAGGAUAAAUAGGUGGUUUAGACUGAAACAAGGGUUUGGAACCUACAGAACAUUAAACUCUCUCCCCCCCCUUUUUUUUUUUAAUGGGAGUAACAGUGAGUGUCUUUGAUUUAAAAUUUCUGCUAUGAUCUAACUUACGAUUUAUGUUUGAUAGUCAUGAUUAGUUAUCACAUGGAAGCCAGGCACUGGCAGAGGACUUAGAAGGUGCUUUGAAGAAUUCGGAUAGCUGCUGGUAAACAGUGGGAUGCUGAAACACAGCAUGAGUAGAGGGAGAUCUCAUUUAACUUGCAGGUCAGGUCCUGCUGCUGAGCUAUGGUGGCAGUGUGGUGUCAGUUGGAGUCCCAUUUAGUGCAGACCCAAUUAAGCAAACAAGCUUUUGCACCAAACACUCCCACACCUGGCAGAGGAUGCACCUGUGUGCUACUAAGCUGUUACAAAACAAAAGGAGUGCUGCUGGAGGUGAGGCUAUGCUCCCCAGGUGAAAGCUGUCACAGCUCUACCACUAAUUGGCAGUGAUGGGUUUGGCUGUUGGGCUUCCCAGGGGACUGAGAGGAGGAUGACAUGGCCAAAUUCCAGGUCUUGUUUACAGAAGGAAGGUGAAGGUAGGUUGACAUGUCCUGUCUCAGAAAGAAGGGCUUCCAGCAGCUGAGGUGGUCCCCCGGGCCCUGCUUUUUCAGCCUGCCAUGUGCAGCUGCCGCAAGUACUUUGUGCUUGGCUGUGUGACAGCUGCCAGGACCUGCAGGGCCAGGCUGUGGCUUGUGCAGAGGAAUGUCACUGCAGCGUGUUAUUUAUUAGCCCCUGCAGAACACGGUGAGACAUAAAAAAUUUGGGAUGAGAGUGAUGAAAGAGCCUUAUCUGGAUCUGUUUGGAUUUAAGCACAUGUAACUGGGCCGUGCGUGGCUCCCCGUUUUGCACUUUGGUGGCUUUUCUUCCUGGCAUGGCGUGCUUUGCAGUUAUCUCCCCUCCUCUACUCUCUCCUUCUGCUGGGGGUGAGGGUGCCCCAGGCUACCUGCAGCAGCUGCUGGGUGUUGCUUUUGGUUGGAUGACUCAGUUCCUCUUGUGCUGCAGCUCUGCAGCCCUAAAAGCAGUGUAUGCUAAGUGCUGCAUUGCGACCUUCCCUCCUCUCUCAAGGUGAGCAUCCUUCAUCUGAAUCCUCCACUCUUCAAACUGUUGUGCUCUGUUCCACGUAGGUUGUCAAAAUACAGGCAAGAAACAGACCGCAAACUUACACAUUAUGUGAAAGCUCAAGCUUUAUUUUUGUGAUCUACUGUAUGUGAAGAUGCUUUGGCUUAAGCCCUGAUUAAGGUGAGAAGUUAGGAUCACUUAUUAACCCCCAAACCUAACAACUGCAGCAAAAGUAACCAGUGCUAAGUACAAAUCUGUGGCAGAUAUAGACACCUUUCCUUUUAAGUUGGGUCCAUAAACCUCAAAGAGGAAAACUAGUAAUGUGGAAUGCUUUAAUUACAUCGUGCAAAGAACAAGAUUAAAUAUGCAGAACUGCUUAUUUUAAUGAGAAGGUUCUUCCCUGUUUUCCUCACCUGGAGUCCACAGAAAGCCUGUUUUUCCUGUUACACAUCCCCAAGGAGAGACUGGUAUGUUCUCUGUGAUCAUCGAUGCUGCUUCUUAGCUCUAAGGGCUGCUGGGAUAAAUUUACCAGAGCAUCUCUUGCCGUGGCACUGUAGCUGCUACCUUGGUAGCAUUCACAGAUCAGGGUGGUGGAGGAAAUGACACCAAAGGUGAGGAUAAGACACUGAUGUGGCAGUGACACAGCAUUGAGUGGUCAUCCCUUCUGCUUUCCUCACUAGAAGGUAUGCAUCAUCCCAAAGGGAUUAAACAGGUUUACACAGUGACCGCAGCGCUUACCAUUUAUUGUUUGUCAGUCUGGAAAUUGUUUUGCUAGGCUGCUGUGACUACAGCAGGAAGGUGAGCUCCCCUGACCCCCCCAAGAAGUUCUGCCCUUUCCCUAGGCUGCCUUGUUCUCUAGUUUGCGAACCACAUGAAAGGCCUCUAAAAAUUCAUUGAAGUCAAUAUAGCCAUCUUUGUUGUAGUCUAUGCUCUGGGCUAACUUGUCAAUGGCUUCAUCAUGUGAAUAAAUACCCAGGUAAGAACUGAA